CGGGCGGAGGCCGGAAGGGGCGGGGCGAGGCGCGGCGGCGCUGGCGGUGGCGUGCCCCCCUUGGUCUGCUGCUGCUCGUCCCGGUCCCGGUCCCGCCCCGGUCCCGGCCCCGUCGGGAACUAUGUCCGAGGGAGUGGACCUGAUCGACAUCUACGCCGACGAGGAGUUCAACCAGGACUCUGAGUUCAGUAAUGCUGACCAGAUGGACCUGUACGACGACGUGCUCGCAGCCAGCUCGCAGCCCCCCGAAAGCCGCACCAGCAGCUCGGAGCCACCCCCCGAGAUCCGCCAGGAGCCGUCCCCCAAGCCCAACAACAAAUCCCCUGCCAUCCUGUACACCUACAGCGGGCUGCGCAACAAGAGAGCCGCCGUCUACGUGGGCAGCUUCUCCUGGUGGACGACGGACCAGCAGCUGAUCCAGACCAUCCGCUCGGUCGGCGUCUACGACGUGGUGGAGCUGAAGUUCGCAGAGAACCGGGCCAAUGGCCAGUCAAAAGGGUACGCGGAGGUGGUGGUUGCCUCUGAGAACUCGGUCCACAAGCUGCUGGAGCUCCUGCCCGGCAAAAUCCUCAACGGGGACAAGGUGGAGGUGAGGCUGGCCACCCGGCAGAACCUGUCACAGUUCGAGGCGCAGGCUCGCAAACGUGUGCCGCCGCGGGCCCACUCCCGGGACUCCAUGGACUCCGUGGAUGGCCGCGCCACGCCGACAGAGAACGCGCUGCCGCCCGCCCGUGUGGAGAAGCCCCCCUCCAUCCUGCCCUUCUUCAACCGCCCCCCCGCCGCCCUGCCCCUCAUGGGGCUGCCCCCGCCGCCCAUGCCGCCCCCGCCACCCCUCUCCUCCGGCUUCGGCGUCCCCCCGCCGCCACCCGGCAUCCACUACCAGCACCUCAUGCCCCCGCCGCCCCGACUGCCCCCCCACCUGGCCGUGCCGCCCCCGGGGGCUGUCCCCCCAGCCCUGCACCUCAACCCGGCCUUCUUCCCCCCGCCCAGCGCGGCCCUGGGUCCCCCGCCAGACACCUACGGCAAGGCCAUGGCCCCCUACAACCACAGCAGCCGGGAGCUGGGCCCGCCGCCACCCGCCGUGAGCGAGGUGGAGUUCGAGGAGAUCAUGAACAGGAACCGGGCCAUCUCCAGCAGCGCCAUUUCCAAGGCGGUGUCGGGCGCCAGCGCAGGUAAUGCUGACUGCGUCCCCCCCGUCCCCCCGCCCUGCCCCGACCCCGCGGCUCGCCUGCAUCCCUCAGCCCCGCUCCGCUCCCGCCCAGGCGACUACAGCGACGCCAUCGAGACCCUCCUCACGGCCAUCGCCGUCAUCAAGCAGUCCCGCGUCGCCAACGACGAGCGGUGCCGCGUCCUCCUCUCCUCCCUCAAAGACUGCCUGCAUGGGAUCGAAGCCAAGUCCUACAGCACAGGCGCCAGCAGCAGCUCCUCCAGGAAACGACACCGGUCUCGGGAGCGCUCUCCCAGCCGGUCCCGCGAGAGCAGCCGGCGGCACCGGGACCUGCUGCACAGCGAGGACCGGCACGAGGACUAUUUCCAGGAGCGGAACCGGGAGCACGAGCGGCAUCGGGACAGGGACAGAGAGAGGGACCGGCACCACUGAGACAGGAGUUCGGCAGUAAGUGGUUUUUAAUGGACUCGUAUCUCCUCACCUCGACCAGGACUGUGCCACCGAGGCCGCUCCACCCCCUGCCCCCUGCCCGCCGCCCCCGGCUCUCUCCGGGCACCCGAGGAAGGGCCGCGCUGCGCCCCGAGGAAGGGCCGCGCUGCGCCCCGCGGACUCCCUCCGACACCUCGUGGCCUUGGGGCCUGAGCCCUUGCCCGCACCCACCGCCGCUGCUGCUGCUUCCCGGGGAGAGGCUGGAAGCCGGGGAGCCUGGGGCAGCCCCGCUCCGCGGAUACUUGGACCCAAAGAGAAACGGUGCUUUUAUACCACGGAGGGAGGUUUGUGAGCCUUUUCCUCUCUGCAGCCCUUUGGGGGCGUCUGGAAGGGGACGGAUCCCCACCAGGCGCCUGCAGCGGGGGGGCUUGGAGGCGUGCAGCUCGCGCCCCGUGUCUGGUUUGGCCGGAGGAGGCGCAGGGAAGUUGUGCCUGGUCCCAGCCUCCCUCCGGCCGGCGGAGGGGAAGCGCAGCCCGGCCCCGCUCUCGCCUGCCCAGCUGGGGCGGGGGGCAGCGUGCUGGGGUGGGAGCCGGGCAGGGGUCGCCCCCUUCCCCUGCCCCGACUUUCCCAGCGGGAUCGCCGCCUCCGCGCACGUCUCCCGAAGCAGCGCAGCUCUGGCCAGCAGGCGCCAGCGGGGCCCCGCGUGGAGCCGGCCUCUCCCGCAGAGCCUUCCUUGUUUUAGAGGAAGCGGAGGAGGCAGGGCGGGCCGCCACCCGCAGCCAGCGGGCCUC
Messenger RNA from Cygnus olor (mute swan), 2388 nucleotides. It is a transcript of the gene CPSF7, whose product is annotated as cleavage and polyadenylation specific factor 7. Bases 122 to 1600 code for a protein of 492 amino acids. The transcript is spliced from 9 exons. Gene Ontology annotation, molecular function: mRNA binding. Lineage: Eukaryota; Metazoa; Chordata; Aves; Anseriformes; Anatidae. Gene Ontology annotation, biological process: mRNA alternative polyadenylation. Gene Ontology annotation, cellular component: mRNA cleavage and polyadenylation specificity factor complex. The record is from RefSeq and is a predicted model, not a curated record.